UGUACUUGACAUUUUAUAAACAGGUCUGUGCCUUGCACUGAAGAUCUUACCAUCUAAAUCCAACAAGAAAAUAGUAAAAGACAGCAGUACAGGAGAGAGAGAGAGGGAGCAGAAUAUGGUGGUGAUGAACAGGAAGAAUAGAUUUCUGGAAGAAUUGAGCUUUAAAGAGGGUCUAGUGUACAGAAGUAGUGUUUCAAACAUAAGAGCAGCAUGAGGGAAGAGAAAGGAGAGUCUUAGAAGGAACUUAAAGAGCAAAUGAUAAGAGUGAUAGGACAGAGAGAUGAUUUUAUCCGAAGUGCCACUGUUAGACUGGAAAAUAGGAAAGGUUGUAGAGGGGAAGGUCACAGUAAUAAAGAUGAGAAGUGAAAGAGAACCUUGGUAAUGAGGAAAGGGCAGAUUUUAAAUGAUAUUAAUAAGAGAAGAAGCAUUCAUUGCAAGAGUGGAUAUGAAGGUUGGCUAGUAGAAAAGAACUGAAGAUGACACCUGGGUUGCUGAUACGUAUCUGAAAUGUGAAGAUCCACCAUCCAGCUUCUGGACAGUAGAAAGAGCUUGCAGUCACUUCUGCCCCAGCAAAGAUUCCUGAAUGCUUUAAGGAGAAGGAAUAUAAACCGAUUGGUAAAAUAGGUGAGGGAACAUUUUCUGAUGUUCUGAAGACACAGAGUCUUAGGGAUGGAAAUUACUAUGCAUGCAAACAAAUGAAACAGCAUUUUGAAAGUAUCGAGCAAGUGAAUAGUCUGCGAGAAAUACAAGCACUGAGGCGACUGAAUCCACAUCCUAAUAUCCUUAUGUUACACGAGGUGGUUUUUGACAGAAAAUCUGGCUGUCUUGCACUAAUAUGUGAACUUAUGGACAUGAAUAUUUAUGAGCUAAUAAGAGGGAGGAGAAAGCCAUUAUCUGAAAAAAAAAUAAUGAACUACAUGUACCAGUUAUGCAAGUCCCUCGAUCACAUGCACAGAAAUGGAAUAUUUCAUAGAGAUGUGAAACCAGAAAAUAUAUUAAUAAAGCAGGAUACCCUGAAGUUAGGAGACUUUGGAUCUUGUAGGAGUGUAUAUUCCAAGCAGCCAUAUACAGAAUAUAUCUCUACACGCUGGUACCGAGCACCUGAGUGUUUGCUCACAGAUGGCUACUAUAGCUACAAAAUGGACAUGUGGAGCUCUGGCUGCGUUUUCUAUGAAAUCACAAGUUUCCACCCUCUCUUUCCUGGAUCUAAUGAAUUGGACCAAAUAUCAAAAAUCCAUGAUAUUCUAGGCACCCCUGCUAAGAAAACUCUUAAUAAAUUCAAACAGUCAAGAGCUAUGAGUUUUGAUUUCCCCUUUAAAAAAGGGACAGGACUAUCUCCACAUGUGCCUAAUAUCUCCCCCAAGAGCCUCUCCCUUAUGUAUGCGAUGAUAGAAUACGAUCCUGAUCAGAGAAUUGGUGCCCACCAAGCACUACAGCAUCCUUAUUUCCAAGAGCUGAGAACAGCAGAGAAGCAAGCUGUAACCAUGCACAGAAAAAUGAGAUUAGCAGAAAACAUAGUGGGACAAGAAUCUAUCAACUUGUGGUGUAUUUCAAAGGAUGGUAAUAGGCAGCACUCUCUUAGGAAAACCCAGGAGAAUCCAAUAAGACAUCAUGGACCUUCCUGUGGAAUAGAAUUGCCAAAACUGAAUGUUUCUGGAGUAACCAAGUUGACUUCUUAUCCUAGUCCUUCAUUUCAUUCAGUUUUUACUGAACCUGCAACAAAUGGUGAAGUCCCUGUGUUACAACCUAUUAAAUAUAUUGGGACAAAUCACAAGUCUGAAAAACAGAAGGAGCUUAAGUCUUCUAUGAAACAAUACCACUUACCCGCUAUAGAAAGAAGAGGUGGAGGAUAUUGACCAGCUUGUCAAAUAUUUGGAAUGUAAGGAAAAGCAUGAGUAUACAGUGAAACAGAUUCAACCAUGCUUUCUAUAUUAUUGUCAAAGGUACACCAAAAGCAAUAGUGCCUUAUAAUUUGUUUCCCUGAAAUGAUGCAGGAAAACACUACAAGAAUAUUAGCACUUUGGUACUUUAUUUCUGAAUGGUAUCAAUAUUUAUCUAAGUACCAUUUUGGCAGGUCAAAAUGCACUUUAUACUUGAACCUUUUUAAACAAAUUCACUUUUUUUAAUUUUUUAAAAACAGAAAUGGAUAAUUGAGGAUUUUAGUUGGAGGAAUGACAUUUUGUAAUUAAGUUUUAUAUUAUACACAAAAUAGUUUGAUGUUAUUUAAGACUUGUUAAACUUGAUCUGUUCAUUUUAUACCUUUUUAACAGAUGGAAAUGUUAGUUGCGUAGACAAUGUUGGAAAAUAAUUACCUCCUGUAUUAGGUUGAUAGUUUCAAAGCUCAAGUCUUGUUAAUAUUUUAUGGAUUAUGAUAUAAUUUGAGAAACCUGAUUUCAGUAAAAUUAAAUAGUUUUAAUUACUUGUA
Messenger RNA from Gopherus flavomarginatus (Mexican gopher tortoise), 2425 nucleotides. RefSeq names its product MOK protein kinase (gene MOK). Bases 696 to 1856 code for a protein of 386 amino acids. The record is from RefSeq and is a predicted model, not a curated record. The transcript is spliced from 12 exons. Gene Ontology annotation, molecular function: protein serine/threonine kinase activity; ATP binding. Gene Ontology annotation, biological process: protein phosphorylation; intracellular signal transduction. Gene Ontology annotation, cellular component: cytoplasm; nucleus. NCBI's taxonomy places the organism in Eukaryota, Metazoa, Chordata, Testudines, Testudinidae.